AUGGGGGGUUUCAAAGACUUUAUCAACAAGCUCGCUCCAAAGGACGCUGCCUAUAGUCAUGAACAGCCGUUGCAUUCGCAGCGAGCACAACAGCCAACUACCAAUGUCUUGCCUUCACACGUUCGAUCGCCUUCAGAGAGACCUGGCGCUGUCGCUAGCAGCCAGUCUCAAACACAACAGUCGGGUAGCAACACCUCUGAGAAAGCCACUAUGGCGUCAAUAAACCCUACCAUGGGAGGUAACAGUAGGCUGCAGUAUUCUGACAUACAGGUGCCUGCAAAAAGUCCUAUUAUGGGGCGUAAUGAGUUUGGCCCAUCUCUGGAAGACCGCCAGGAGGAAGCGAUACUCAAGUGGAUCAACUCCAGGAAGCCCGUCACUGGAGAACCAGAACGAGUCCUUGGCUUGGUACAACAGUUCCCAGACCCUGAUGAUAAGGUGGCAACCGCUGAUGCCGAAGUCGAGUAUGUUUCAUUCCUAAAGCUUGCUAGGACGGUCACUGAUAGUCAGGAAAGCAUCAUUGCCCUGCAUGGACUUAUUGCUCGUUCUCCCGACACGUGGGUUGCCUUUAAGGACGGAAAGGAUCCUGAUUCGGGCAGGAGAGUCUGGCUUAAAGAUGUCGAGUUGCUACCAAGCGUCAUACCGAAUGCUCGAAUCCUAUGCUACGACUGGCUGUCCAACUACCGCCACGAUGCUUCCCAAAAGCGAUUCGACGACCAUGCUGCUACCCUGCUUAAAGUUCUGAAUGAUGACCGGGACAUGAAUGAAAGGCAAAACCGACCUAUCAUCUUUGUUGCUUCCUGCUUCGGUGGGUUGCUUCUUGCUAAUGCCCUCCUCAGAGCUGAAGAUUCCUACCGACAGGAUUCGGCGCGCAAUCGGCGUCUUCUCAACCUCACCGUUGGUGCAGUAUUCCUUGGAACUCCCUUUAAAGGAAGCUGGGAGACAGGCUACGCCAGCCACAGUCUAUGGUACAAGAUUGCCUUGCUAGAAGGAGAUAAUUGCUCGCCUGAGCUCAUUCAGUAUCUGAGGUCCGACAGACGAAGUGACAACAAAGGCCAGCCAAGUCCACUCACUAGCAUGAUCGAGAGGUUUGCCGAACUUACAAAUGAUGGAAAGUACAAGUUCCCUAUAAUGUGCUUUUUUGAGGAACUUCCUGCGAGUUUUGGAGCAAUAGUUCGGGAUAUCCCGGAUGACGUCCUCGAACUAUUUGGAAUAGAUAAAAAUGGGAAGGGUGUAACCGUCCCCGAGGAUUAUGCAACCCUCGAUGGCGUUCCAAAGCUAGGCCUUCCAGUCAGGCACAAUUUGCUGCAUAGGCACUACCAUCCAGAUGACAUGGGCUUUAUACAGAUAUCAAGAUGUCUGAAAGGGUAUGUGGAAAAUGCCUUCUCUACGUUGCGUCUGAAGGAUCACUUUCAGUAUGACCUUAGCAUUGGCCAUGCCCAGAGAAUGGCAGACUCGCUCCAGAUUGAUGAUUCAAUGUCUAUCAAGAAGCAAAAUGACACUCUGGCCAUGAGAGAGCCCGAAACGGGCGAUUGGUUACUGGUCUCGGAUGAAUUCCGAACCUUUAAGAGAAAGUCAUCUCAGACCCUAUUUUGCCCAGGUAUUUCUGGCGCAGGCAAGACGGUCCUUACAUCGGCAGUUAUUGAGCACCUAGCCACAACAGUUUGCAACAGAAGUGGAAAUCCUAUGCUAGCAUAUGUGUAUUGCAGCUUUGACUUGCAAGCGAAUCAAACUGCAGAACUUCUUCUCCGCGCUUUGCUGAAGCAAAUGAUACAAUCUUGCUCAGAGGUCCCCGAAGGCGUCAGAACUCUUUUUGGGGGUAGGCUGCAGACCGCAAAGAGGCCGCCUAACCUGUCAGAGACACUUUGGGCCAUGCAGGAGAUAGCUGCGCGAUCAAAGCUGUUUAUUGUGGUUGACGCCCUGGAUGAGCUGCGUCCUAGCGAGGCGUGGAGGUUCAUGGAGAAGGUUUUUGAACUCCAGACACGUUCCGACGUGAGAAUCUUCGCGACUUCACAAUUCGUGCCCGAAAUCGAGAGGAUGUUUGGGCAAGCUCCUAAGCUGCGCAUCCGUGCUCAUGAACGAGAUAUUGCUCGCUACGUUGAGGGAAAUCUAGGCCAGGUCUCUAGGUUCCUCCACGAUCAGAGCCCGCAACUUAAGGCCAGUAUUGUUGAUGCUAUUACUAUUGCCUCUGAUGGGAUGUUUCUUCUAGCACGACUUUACCUCUACUCACUUGAGGAUAAGAGAAGAGUGGACGACGUUAAAGCCGCUCUGAGAGAAUUUGAUAUCAAGGCGAGGAAGGGAGGCAGCAUUGGUCCUUCGGACGCCUUGAAUGACGCAUACUCAAAGUCCUUAGAGAGGAUAAACCGCCAGAAGCCAGGUCUGCGCAGUCUCGCCAAAAGGGUACUGACUUGGUUGACAUUCGCUCAAGAGCCCCUCGACAUAGCUGAGCUAAAACACGCCAUCGUCUUUGAAGAAGACCCACGCACUACGGGUAUCGAUUUCGAAAGAAUGUACCCCAUAUCUGAGUUAGUCGGUGUUUGUGCUGGCCUAGUCUCCGUGGAGGCGGAAAGCGGUCAUGUUGUCCUGCUCCACUGGACAGCCAAGAGAUAUUUUGAGACGUACCUCGAUGAGGUCGACAAGCAGGGAACCGAUAGUCCAGCCGCCAAUACGAGCAAAGCUGAGCAGAUCAAACUCAACACCCAUAGAAGGCUGGCCAUGGUUUGCCUCAGCUGCGUAAACUCGGACGUGUUCCAGUCCGGGCCCCUACCACGUAUACAGGAGCUAGCACAAAGGCUUUUUGUGUAUCCACUAUAUGGCUACGCUAGCAAGAACUGGGGACGUCACGUCCGCAUCAUCUUGCAUGUCCUAGAUUCCGAGACCAGGAGUCUGAUCACGAGUUUCCUCAAAGACCAAGCAAAGACAGCCGCCUCGAGCCAAGCUCAGCUUUACUCUAUCUCAAGCCAAUCCGUUCUCUCGAUAGCAUGGCUUCCAGAGCCCAAGGAGUCUUUGUCAUGGGGUCCUGAGUUUGGACUUGGGCUUCCAAAGCAACGCUUCAAUCUGCUAAAUCGCGCCCCGUCAGGACUAGCCAUACACGUUGCCUCGUCCUUCGGGCUUACUCCCUUUGUUAAAUUGCUACUCGAUAGCAAGCACCCGCCAGAUUAUGUGGAUGGGGCCGGUAUGACGCCUCUCUCCUAUGCUGCUUCCAUUGGCGAAGGUGAACUCAUUACGCUACUCUUAAAAGGAAAGUAUCGCGUCAAUCCUACUCACAAGAGUCCAAACGGUUUUACCCCACUUUGCUGGGCGGCCAGUAAAGGGCAUAAGCAUGCCGUUGGGAUCCUACUUCAGGUUGAUACUUUGAAAGAAAGUAGGACAAAAGCAUUGGAACUUGCAAGAGAUAGAGGUUAUAAACAUAUAGUACAUCUACUAAAGUAA
Fusarium verticillioides 7600 is the source of this 3429-nucleotide messenger RNA. RefSeq lists its product as hypothetical. The coding region runs from base 1 to 3429 and encodes 1142 amino acids. The record is from RefSeq and is a predicted model, not a curated record. The transcript has 6 exons. NCBI's taxonomy places the organism in Eukaryota, Fungi, Ascomycota, Sordariomycetes, Hypocreales, Nectriaceae. Gene Ontology annotation, molecular function: protein binding.